Aspergillus alliaceus is the source of this 328-nucleotide messenger RNA. RefSeq names its product putative mating locus protein (gene MAT1-2-4). Bases 32 to 211 code for a protein of 59 amino acids. The record is from RefSeq and is a predicted model, not a curated record. The transcript is spliced from 3 exons. NCBI's taxonomy places the organism in Eukaryota, Fungi, Ascomycota, Eurotiomycetes, Eurotiales, Aspergillaceae.
GGUUAAUGCUCGGAAGCUCUGCUAUAACACGAUGGAAAUGUGGCCGUGCUUAAAUGAUGCGGAAAAUGGAGCUCCGAUGCAAGCUACUGACUGUGAACGGGAAGAUGCGUACAAAUUCUGGAACUGGUCGGAUAAGAAUCGCAUUUCAUACAGUGCAAUGAAAGCGUGUAUCCUGCUAUUGGAGACUUUGGAGUAUACAGCGAGUCUUUGAUGAGGGAAUCAGACUAUACCGUCCUCUUAAAACCCCAUAUGUUCCCUAUAUCCAAGACGUCUAUCCAUCCCUUUAGUGAAGUGAAUGGGCUUUGGGGGUGUCCCAGCCCGGCGAACC